GGCUGGACUGAGUUUUGACAGUCAGCCUUCAGCUGCGGAGGGGGCUUGGCGGGGGCCAGCCGAGAAAGUUGCUCCGAGGGAGGCGGAGUUGAGCCGGGCCGAGCCGGGUGCGCGGGGCAGACGGCGGCGGGCGCCCCGGGUGGACGCGGCGCCCAGACUCCUGGCUCUUCCCGAGGGUUCCGAUUUGAAGACCUGACUUCUCAUCGCCCAUUGGACUAUGCCCAAGGCUUUCCUACCCAAUGAUCCUCUUGCAACACGCCGGGCUUCCUCUGCCUAAGCGGCCCUCAUCCUCUCCUCCUAUGUCAGUGGCCACCAGGUCUACAGGAACCUUGCAGCUUCCGCCACAGAAGCCUUUUGGGCAGGAGGCUUCCUUGCCUCUGGCAGGGGAAGAGGAGUUACCUAAGGGAGGAGAGCAAGAUUCUGCCCUGGAGGAGCUAUGUAAGCCCCUGUAUUGCAAACUCUGCAAUGUCACCUUGAACUCAGCGCAGCAAGCCCAGGCUCAUUAUCAGGGUAAGAAUCAUGGUAAGAAGCUCCGAAAUUACUAUGCAGCAAACAGCUGUCCUCCUCCUGCCAGAAUGAGCAGUGUGGUAGAACCCGUGGCCGCCCCAGCCACCUCUGUCCCUCCACAGAUGGGCUCCUUUAAGCCAGGAGGGAGAGUGAUCCUGGCCACGGAGAACGAUUACUGUAAGCUCUGUGAUGCCUCCUUUAGCUCUCCGGCUGUGGCUCAGGCUCACUAUCAAGGGAAGAAUCAUGCCAAGAGGCUGCGGUUGGCGGAAGCUCAGAGUAACUCAUUCUCGGAAUCCUCAGAGGCGGGUCAGCGGCGGACCCGGAAAGAAGGGAAUGAGUAUAAGAUGAUGCCUAAUCGGAGGAAUAUGUAUGCAGUACAGAAUAAUUCAGCAGGUCCUUACUUCAAUCCCCGCUCUCGGCAGAGAAUCCCACGUGAUCUGGCCAUGUGUGUUACUCCAAGUGGCCAGUUUUACUGCUCCAUGUGUAAUGUCGGGGCUGGCGAAGAGAUGGAAUUCCGGCAGCAUUUAGAGAGCAAGCAACAUAAAAGCAAGGUGUCUGAACAGCGGUACAGGAACGAGAUGGAGAAUCUGGGAUAUGUAUAGUGGCUGUUACAUUCAGAUAGAGCAGCUUUGCCUGCCUGUUGUUUUGCCUUCUGUCAACAUGCCCUGCUUUUGUGGUCCUUUUGAUAUAAGUACAUUCCUCUGCUUAAUGUUAAUACAUGUAACCUGCAUUGGUACCAUGAGAUGUCAAAAUUGGGGAAGGUAAAGAAUGUGCUUCUUAGGUCAUGAUGCGUUUUCAGGUCAGUUUGUUGAACUACUUAGAGCAUGUGACCUACCUACCCCAUGAGAAAUAACUUUUUAUUUUGACCAAAUUCUGGUCAAUGAGUAGCCUGAUCACUUAGAGCUUUAACUAUUUGAGAAUUUCACCUUCUAUUGCAAUUUUAGUUUUAUGUACUGUUAAGAAUUUUCUUGAGUUCUUCCUUCAGAUAACGGUAAAAGCAGGUAAGCAGAGAUUUUGGUUUCCCAAGGCUUCUUUGGAACCACCUCAACGCAAUGCCUUGCCAGUAGGAUAUACUAUUAUAAACUACAUUAGGGCCUUUCCCAGGACAUGUUUUUCCCUCAUCAUGUCUUCCCAUUAUUGCAGUGCAGAUUUUCUUGGAUUCAUACACUUCCAAUGUGCUUGUAGACUUCCGGAUGGUGAAAUUUCAUUUCCAGUUGUGGAUUUCACUCAUUUAAAUGCCACCUUUUUCCUUUUUCCCCCCUUCCUUCCCUGCCCCAGUUGAAUUAGCUUGUAAAAUAAGCUCAUUUUCAUGCCCCAGCCAUAUUGUGGGCUUUCCAGGCCCCCCAUUCCAAUAUCCAGUGAGUGUAAGAUAGAUAUGCUAUUUUUUACAAAAAUAUUUUUCAGAUGGUUUUAGAGUUAUUCACUGAUAAUAACAUGUACUUGUAUGAUGGUCUUGAUCUUAUGAUAUUUGUUUUGGCAAGCUUUUUUUAUAAACUGAUCCUUACAUUUUAUUUACGUUCUUUCCUGCCUUGCCAGUUCGUUGGCUGUCCUGAAAAAAUACUUUCAUAAAUAGAGAGGAAUUUAAAACAAGUUCAUCAAAUUUUAGUAUCAUCAUUUGCAGUAGUAAAAUACAUGAAAUUUGAUUUCUUUCUUUAUAAUUCAGCUUCCUUAAAGAUAAUAGAAAUACAUUAUGGAUGGCUUUGGUAUCUGAUAAUUACAACAGUAUUAUUAUUUGUUUUUUUGUUUUUAAACUAAGAAGCUCUAGUUUAUGACUAGAUUAACUAAUGGAGUGCCCUGUGAACUUUCAUUAGUUGUAUUUUAUGUACUUACUAUAUUUACAUGGAUAAGACUGGUGCUCAUCCAUACUUCUUUUGAAAGGCCAAACUCACCAGGAAGUUUAUAUUGAGUAGUAUCUUUGCACUAUGGUCAAUUCACAUUUGAUUGCUUGUAUUACUAAUUAAAAAUGAAACUCCUUUUUUCCUUGAGAACUCUGUAAGCAAAGAGGUGAGGAGAAGGAAAGUAUCAUCAUCAUUACUCUCCGUUAAUACUUAUGAACAAUUUUUGAGCAAUCUGGAUCCUUAUUUAAAAUAUAGUUUUGGGAUUAACCUCUAGUUCAGUAUCAAGCUGCCCUUCUAUUGACGUGGUGGUUUUUUGAAAAAUAGAAUUAUUUAGUAAUGUUUUUCUCUCCAAAACAGAAGAAUGAAAUAACAUUAUUGAGAUUCUAUCUAGAUCUGUGACUCAUAGUAUAAUUCUUUUAUAUAAUUGGUUAGUUUAGGGCAAUUUAGAGCUUAUUUUAUUGGUCAGUAGGUUACUCAUUUUGCUGCUAAGUAUAAUUUUUUGGUAGAUUUUAAUAUAAUAGUGCUGGCCACUUGAUUCUAUAAUUAUUUAAAAAUCUCAGUUUUCCCUCUUUCUCUUUAUGUCUUUGUGUGUGUCUACACACACACACACACACACACACACACACACAUAUUUAUGUGAUACCAUGGAGAAGAUUUCAUUCGAUCCUUAUUUCAGAUAACGGUAAAGGAUUGUUAAGAAUUUACAGUUUGUAAAAGUGGCAUUCAUCUACUUUCCAUUUAUCCUUUACAAAUAAAAUUAAAGGAAGGAUUUUCUCCACUCUCCCCAUUUAACAAUCUCAUUGCAUUUAUACAAAAAGCAGUGGACUUAAAGGCCUUGAUGUUUUUCCUGGCCUUGCAUAUUCAGGUUUCCAGUCUCCCAGUGCCCUUAAUGGAUGUUAUGAAUGCAUAAAUGCAUUUUCUUUAAAGAAAAAGUUAGAUUUAUAGUGUUAUUUCUUACUUGCUCUGUUUUUUUGCACUAAAAAAGAGCUAUGUGUUUGUUUUAUAUGACACUUUAGAUACCAUAUUGCCUACAAUAACUCAGUUUGCUCCUUAAUUUCCAAACUGUAGGAAGUUGAUAACUUCCAUGAUCAUUUAUAGAGGUUACAUACACAUCCAAAAAAAAAAAAAAAUCACAAAUCUCUAUGACAGUGGGUUGUUUUGGGCUUGUUACCUUGCAAUAUUUUCCUCUGUUCCAUAGGUGAAAUAAAGGGUGACAGAGGUUGUCAGAAAGGAAAUACCUAAAUAAAUACAUCUCUGCAUGGUACAGUUUCUCAUAUUCAUGCAUUCCCUGUAGACAGUAUUUUUCUCCCUGUUGAAAAAGGCUGUUGUUCCUGCUGCAGUGAUAUGUGAUCUCCAUUGGUUUCAUUUUGUGAAGUCCAGUCCCGCUCUGUAAUGUGCUUUAGAAUUCGCACCCCGUGCUCCCCAAGAGUCAUGAUAGUAUCUUUUUAUAUGCUCUGUACAAGGAUGGACAGAGGCCUAAACAAUGGAAAACCUUUAGUCAAACAAGUAGAUUUCAGUAAUCAUCUGCAAGAACUCAUAACAUCAGUCUCUUUUCUCUGUGAAUAUCUUUGUGUAAGUUGUCAUUCAAAGUCAAUGUUAGAAGAUAACAAUUAGAAACCCUUCUUAAAAUAUUGAGGGUAAGAAGUUGUAAAGGAAAAAUUCCAUGUUCCAAUUAAAAGAUUGGAUUGCA
Molecule: messenger RNA, 4035 nt
Organism: Hyaena hyaena (striped hyena)
Lineage: Eukaryota; Metazoa; Chordata; Mammalia; Carnivora; Hyaenidae
Gene: ZMAT3
Product: zinc finger matrin-type 3
Exons: 6
Coding region: 240-1109 (289 amino acids)
Molecular function (GO): nucleic acid binding; zinc ion binding
Source: RefSeq, a predicted model, not a curated record